UAUGUAAAGAGCGUUAACAUCUCACGAGGGGAUUUAGAGGUAAAUGUAUGUAUAUUUAGCCGUGGAGUGCACCGUUAAGAAGCGCCGUUGGGCAACGCCUUAUCCGUCGCCUCGCGUUUUUCCAUUCGGACAACGCGUCGAUCGCCCCAGGCAAUACCCAGGCAACGGCAAAAACGACGAAAUAUAGGAGCGACGGGCGUUGCAAGUCGAGUUGCCCCAUUCCAAAGACGUGCUGCAUUAAAACAUUAUAAUACUCUCGCUAGAGGUUCCCGAUAGUGGCGACCGGGGAAAUCGGGGCGUGUCGCGGCCCUCUAUGUUCGGUGCGAGAGAACCUCGGCCUUCAUUACGUAAUCGUGCGCUGUGUCCGGUGCUCUCGCCUCCCCCGGCAGUACCUCGAAGAUGAGCUCCAUGAAGGUCUGUGCCCUCUGCCACAUCCCGGCGGCCCACCGAUGCGCCGGAUGCAGAUCCAUCUUUUACUGCGGCCGGGAUCACCAGAAGGCUCACUGGAGGACCCACGCUGCCAGCUGCAGACCUUACAAGUUAAUGGAGAACAGCAUCCUUGGCCGUCACUAUGUCGCGCUGCGUCGCAUCAAGGUCGGCGAAAUCGUGAUAAAGGAGGAUGUGCCUCUUCUCGAAGCCCCCCAGCAGGAUACUUUGGCCGUCUGUCUCGGUUGCUACGCGAUCCUCACAUGCGAAACCGCGAAGCCCUGCGACUCCUGCGGAUGGCCACUCUGCCUCUCCUGCAAGAAACACGGCCCCGAGUGCGAGUUCACCAGCCGCUACAAGGACUCCAAGGUUUCGAUAAUGGACUUCGGGGUCACGCAUCCAACGUACAAGUGCAUCGGAGCCGUGCGAGCACUUUCUUUGCGUGACAACCAUCCCCGCGAUUACGAGCGAUUGAUCAAUUUGGCAAGCGAAAUCGAAGAGGCGAUUUACGAGGAGGCGCAACUGAUAGCCCAAUUCAUCAAGAGGUUCUUCAACAAGCUGGUCGAUAUCCCCGAGAGCGACAUUGCCAAGAUCAUUGGCAUUAUGCAGAUAAACGGCCACGAGAUCCCAACGACCGAGCCAUCCCAUGUAGCUGUGUACGAUUUGUCAUCUUACUUGGAGCACAGUUGCAAAGCAAAUUGCUCAAAAAGUUUUACCAAUGCAGGUGGCAUUAUUAUUCGGGCUGCUACGACUAUCGAAAAGGACGAUCACAUCUCAAUAUGCUAUACCGAUCCAUUAUGGGGUACAGUCAACAGACGUCAUCAUUUGCUGCGGACAAAAUUUUUCGAAUGCACUUGUUUACGCUGCUCCGACCCAUCGGAAUUCGGCACCAUGUUCAACGCCAUAAAAUGCACCAAUGGUAACUGUUCCGGCUACAUGCUGCCUGAAACGUUCUUGACCAUGAUGGUCCCGGACUACAAGUGCAACCAAUGUGAGAACGCCCUCCCCUCGGACUCGGUCGACGAGAUGAUCGAGCUAAUGGGCAAGGAUCUCACGUCCAUGAUGAAAAACGACAUGGCCACUUGUCAGGCCUUUAUCAAGAGGCACGCGUCCAAGAUCCACCACAACCAUUUUUACAUGACGGACGUGAAAUUAGCCCUCGCCCAACUUAUUGGGCAGCCGAGCUUCGGCCUGCUGGGCCUCGGCGACGAGCUCAUUCACGAAAAAAUACUCUUGUGCAAGAAACUCGAUGCCUUACUUACGUCUAUUGUACCUGCUGAGAAUAGAAUAAGAGGUCUAAUAUUUUUUGAAUUGCACGCUGCGAUCGCGGAAUUUGGACGGAGACAAGAUUCUAAUCAAUUGUUCGAUAUUUUACAGGAAUCGAAAAAAUUCUUAAACGAUGCCUAUUAUUUGUUAAAAUACGAGCCUGACAUCUUACCAGAAGGUAAAAUUGCCAAGAUUGCGCGUAAAAAUCUUCACAAUAUGGAACAAAUAAUACAAAAAUUGUAUCGAAAUACCGUAGUACCAUUAUGAUCUCAUAGUACAUAUAUACGAUGUGAAAUAAUUAUUAUACGAAUGUAAAAUUUACGAAGGCACGUUCAAUGUUAAUUUUUAUAAUUC
Ceratosolen solmsi marchali is the source of this 2046-nucleotide messenger RNA. RefSeq names its product SET and MYND domain containing, arthropod-specific, member 1. The coding region runs from base 400 to 1959 and encodes 519 amino acids. NCBI's taxonomy places the organism in Eukaryota, Metazoa, Arthropoda, Insecta, Hymenoptera, Agaonidae. The record is from RefSeq and is a predicted model, not a curated record. Gene Ontology annotation, molecular function: protein binding. The transcript is spliced from 8 exons.